Monosiga brevicollis MX1 is the source of this 570-nucleotide messenger RNA. RefSeq lists its product as uncharacterized. The transcript has 5 exons. The coding region runs from base 1 to 570 and encodes 189 amino acids. Gene Ontology annotation, cellular component: nucleus. The record is from RefSeq and is a predicted model, not a curated record. Gene Ontology annotation, molecular function: protein binding. NCBI's taxonomy places the organism in Eukaryota, Choanoflagellata, Craspedida, Salpingoecidae.
AUGGCGUUGGGAGCUGGGGUUGCACUCUGUGAGACGGCAGAGCUUGGGCGCUUCCUCCAGGCCAAGACGACGUUGGACGCCGGAGCGAUUGUGUGCGCCAGUCGAGGCCUUUGCUUCCACCAUGACCGGGAAGCCACCACAGACAUUCUGGACAUGCUCUUCCAGACCACGCCGGCAGGCACCGCAAAGCGGGAAGCUCUCAGUCAUCAGAUCACUGAUCUUUGUCCCCGCGCCAGCGACGACGUCGACGUGCUGAAAGCCGCGCUAGGUCAUGCCACCCGGGCGCUUGAUCUGAAUGAUGCUGUUCUCGAACGAGUUCACACCAAGCUAGGCCAAAAUUGCUUCGACCAAGGUUUUUUCCCCGAUGCCAGUCUCCUCAAUCAUUCCUGUCAACCAAACUGUGGGGUCUUUGUGCCUGACCGUGAGGGUGGUCAAUGGCGUACCAUGGAAGUGCGAGCCACUCGUGCAAUUGCGACUGGCGAAAUGCUGACCAUCUCCUACCUCGAGGGUAGUCGUCUCAUGUUGCCCGUCGACCAGCGCCAGCGGCAUUUACAAGCCGCCUACGCGUAA